AUGGAGAGUCCAAGGGUAUUGGAGCCCUUCCAGCCAUCAGAGCCCGACACGUGGGAAGACUACGUCGAACGCUUCGAGUUCUUCGCAGAGGCUCAAGGGAUCACCGACGCCAGCAAAAGAAGGGCCACAUUCCUGAGCUACUGUGGGCCUGAGACCUUCAAGCUGGCCAAGGCAUUGCUUGCUCCAGCGAAGCUAAGUGAGACAUCUCUCAAAGAUAUUCUUGCCUGCCUAACAAGCCACUUGGCGCCUACUGAGACCAAGAUGGCUCGGCGGAUGGAGUUUCAUAAGAGGCAGCAGCAUGCUGGGGAGUCUGUAUCUGCAUUUCUGGCUGAACUGCGGAAGCUCGCUCAGCACUGCGACUUCCAAAAUCUGGAAGAGACUCUCCUGGAUCGGUUUAUCGGUGGUCUGAGCAGCAAGAAGGCCAGAAGACGCAUCGUGGCUAAAGAAGAGGUUACCCUUGCUUCAGCCUUGAAGGAGGCCACCGCCACGGAGAAUUAUGAAAGAGAGGAGCUUGAUGCCAGUCGCAAGGCCCCUAAGCCACAGAUAGAAGUUGCGCAUGCCAUGGACGAGCUAGAGGCUACUCCGAGCCAGAGCCCAGUCCGUGGGGUCGAGUCAGUGAGUCAGGCCUGCACAGUGCACAAAGAUCACAGGUGCCCAGGUUGUGGCGGAAACCAUGAGCGGAAGAGUUGUCGUUUCCGGGAUGCUAUGUGCCGGACGUGCGGGAAGACAGGUCACAUCGCCAGAGUCUGUAGAUCGGCGGCGUUGGGAGCGACAGGAGCACCUAGACAGGAGCAUCGCAGACCGCCCGCAGCAACCCAUUUUCUAAAGGACUGCCACUACGUUACGGAGAUCAACGGGAGGGUCGUGCAGUUCCCAGCACAAGGCAAGGCACACGUCAAGGUGAAGAUUGAGGGUCAGCAGUGCGACAUGGAGGUGGACUCCGGAUCUGGAUUCACUAUCGUGUCGGACCAGACCGCGAGGACAUUCUUCCCCAGGGGUAAGUUGCCCCCUCUGGAACCCUUCCCGGCAACCUUGCAGUCAUACUCAGCGGGCCGCAUCCAUGUUAUGGGAAUGUGUGCCGUGAGAGUACAGUUCCGGGACAAACAGGCUGUACUCAAACUGGUGAUUGCGAAGGGCAGUCGCCCCAGUCUCCUGGGCACUGACUGGUUCCCCGCCCUGGGACUGAGUAUAUCAGGGCUUAAUUCAAUCCAAACCUGCCCUGAGAUGAGCGAGGCAUUAUGCAAAGAAUUUGCUGGUCUCUUUAAUGGAAAACUGGGUUGUUAUAAAGGGCCCCCAGUUGACUUCGAGUUGGACCCUGGGGUGGCCCCAAUCCGGCUCAAACCAAGGCGAGUGCCAUUUGCACUGCAACCCAAGAUCGAAGCAGAGCUGGAUAAAUUGGUCAAGCAGGGAGUUCUCUCACCCGUGGACUCUGCUAAGUGGGAGACUCCAAUCGUCACGCCCCUUAAAGCAAAUGGGGAAGUCAGGAUCUGUGCAGAUUACAAAUGUACUAUCAAUAAGGCACUCAGGGAAACUCAUACCCCAUUCCAGUCGUAUCACAUCUGUUGGCUAAACUGGCUGGGGGCAAGGUGUUCGCCAAAAUUGACCUGGCACAAGCUUACCAACAGCUGCCAGUAACCCCACAAUCAGCGGAAGCACAGACUAUUGUCACACAUAAAGGGGCGUUCAGAGUUAACAGAUUACAAUUUGGAGUUUGUGUGGCCCCAGGGAUUUUUCAAGGGCUCAUGGAACACCUGUUAAGAGGUCUGCGGGGGUCUUGCCAUUUUUUGAUGACGUUUUGAUUGCUGGAAAAGACCCACAGGAACUGGUUGCGCGUGUUCGUGCAGUGUUGCUCAAGUUCAAGGAGGUGGGGUUGCAACUGAAAAAGGAAAAAUGCAGUUUUGGGGUGCCAACUGUGGAUUUCUUGGGGUUUAAAAUUGAUGCAUCAGGCAUCCACCCCACAGAUGCUAAGAUUAAGGCCAUCAUCGAGGCGCCACGACCACAGAACAAGACGGAGUUGCAGUCAUUCCUGGGACUUAUUAACUUUUAUCAUUCGUUCUUACCCCAGAAAGCUUCGGUAGCUGAACCAUUACAUAGACUGUUGCAGAAAAAGACUGUGUGGCGAUGGGGGCAGGGGCAGCAGAAGGCUUUUGACUCCUUGCGAGGAAUGCUGAGUAGCAGGAGUGUCCUUGCUCAUUAUGACGAGUCAAAGCCUCUGGUCCUGGCAUGUGAUGCCUCUCAAUACGGCCUGGGGGCGGUGCUAAGUCAUAGGGAACCGGAUGGGUCGGAAAAGCCCAUCUCUUUCUAUUCCCGUACGUUGUCGCCCACGGAGCGCAACUAUGCUCAAAUUGACAAAGAGGCGCUUGCAAUUGUGGCAGGAAUCAAAAGUUCCAUGAUUAUGUGUACGGUCGCCAUUUCUACAUUGAAACGGACCACAAGCCACUGUUAGGGUUGUUCAACCCGAACAAACAAACGCCACAAAUUCUCUCCCCCAGAAUGUUACGUUGGUCUAUAUUCCUGAACGGGUUCCAGUACACCUUGACCCAUGUGCCGGGGAAACGGUUGUGCCACGCGGAUGCGCUGAGUCGAUUGCCCCUUCCUGGCGGGAGCACUGAGGAUCCUGCUCCAGCGGAGCACAUAAUGAUGCUGGAAACACUCCGGGGGCUCCUGUAACGGCUACUGAUAUAGCUGAGAAAACGAGGAAAGAUGCUGUUCUCUCCCGUGUGCUCACUUGGGUGGGGAGGGGUGGCCAGGUGGUCCGCAUGAAGACAAAUUCAGGCCUUAUGCGACUAGGCAGCACGAGUUGUCCAUGCAUAAGGGUUGUCUCCUGUGGGGAGAUAGGGUGAUCAUCCCAGCACCACUGAGAAACAGGGUUCUUGAGACGCUUCACAUGGGACACCCGGGAAUGGUCAGGAUGAAGUCGCUAGCCCGAUGUUAUGUGUGGUGGCCUGGAAUGGACCAGAACAUAGAACAAUGGGUACGAACAUGCAAGGCAUGCCAAGAGGUGCGGCCAGAAGUGGCCAGAGCACCAGUCCACUGGUGGGAGCAGUCCAGAUCAUCCUCUGUCUUAUUGGUUCCCUCCAAAAGGCAGGACUGUGAUUGCGUGAUAUUGUUCCCUCCAAAAUGUAUCCUUUCUUGCUAGUUCCCUGUCCCUAUAAAUGUAGCUUUCCUCUCCCCAGUCUUGAGUCUUGUUGCUUUAAUAAAGAAGUGUUACUAGAGAACUGUCUCCAGCAUGUUAUAUCAGGAGAGCUGAAAUCACAAACCCCACGUCACAACAGUAUUCAUCAGAUUCUAAAGAUGUUUCAUCAUAAUCAGACCUGAGCCAAGUAUCAUUUAUUCUAACCACGUGAUCCUUUCCUUGGAAUAGACAAGUUGUGGUUUGCUUUCAUGCCUAUUCUUAGGUACGGAGUUUCGAUAACUAUAGUUCAACUGCAGAAACACUGUGGGGUUUAUUUAAUUAAUGCUUGCUCCAUGCUAAUCACCAUGGUGCCUUACUGUGUAUAUCAGGCAUAGACAAACUCUGCCCCCCCAGAUGUUUUGAGACUACAACUCCCAUCAUCCCUAGCUAACAGGACUAGUGGUCAGAGAUGAUGGGAGUUGUAGUCCCAAAACAUCUGGAGGGUCGAGUUUGCCUAUGCCUGGUGUGUAGUAUUGCAGCCAAUAUUAAUGGAGCUGUGUUCUCCUGAGAGAUGCUGCUGCUUGUUUCUCUCUUUCUCCCCCCUUUCCUGGGAGAGUAAAGAAAGACUCUCCUCUUCAAAAGCCUAAAACUAAGUCAUUCCAUUUCUUCUUACCUCAGACUCUUACUUUCUUCUUUUGCUUUUUGGCAGUGCAGUGCUGGAAGGCACAUCUCCCUCAAUAUGACAAGUACUUUUUCUCCACAGGACAUUCAUACUUUCAGGGGAUGGGGACAGGAUGGACACCUGUGUUUCCACUGCUGUUCCUCUCAACUGUAUGACCAAGUAUAAGCAACCUGUCUGUGAAGCAGAAGUUCAUCAAAUCCCCCAAAUAUGUACCAUGCAGAUGUGCCUUUAUCCACUCAUGGCUUCCCAUUAGGCAUUAAAAACCAUUCAGACACCUUUCUCUUCCAGUAGUGUUCAUCAUUUAGCCAGUCAAAAAAGACAGCAGGAGAGCCAAUGCCUGUAUCACACACUUGAGAGUAACCUGAAUAGACAUGAGAGUAGACUGAGUAGAAUACAGGUGAGUAAUCAGA
Molecule: messenger RNA, 4207 nt
Organism: Podarcis lilfordi (Lilford's wall lizard)
Lineage: Eukaryota; Metazoa; Chordata; Lepidosauria; Squamata; Lacertidae
Source: the annotation of a GenBank genome assembly